AUGGAAGGAUCAGAAAGAGGGUUAGCCAACUUUAAUCUUCAAGUUUCUUCUUUUCCAAAUCAUCAUCAUCAUCAUAUUCAUCAUCAACAUGAUCAUCAUAAUAUGGGUUUUUCUCAUUUUCAAGAUCAUCAGCAUCAAAACCAUAGCCAAGUUUUGAGGUUUUUACCUCCUCCAACUCUAUCUCUUCCUCCACACUUAUCUCAACCACCUACUGUCCACACCACCACCACCGCCACCACCUCUAGUAACGCCGCAGCUGCCGGUUUCGCUACCGAAGCCGCCACGGCUCAUAGAGAUUCUUGGUAUAAAGAACAAGUGGGAAGCUUGGAUUCAAAGGCUGUUAAUGAAGAAAAGACUGCUAUAGAUGAUCAUAAUUCAUGGUGGAGGAGUUCAUCAAACACUGAAAAGGGGAGGAUGAAAGUGAGAAGAAAGCUGAGAGAACCAAGAUUUUGCUUUCAAACAAGGAGUGAUGUUGAUGUUCUUGAUGAUGGUUACAAAUGGAGAAAAUAUGGCCAGAAAGUUGUCAAAAAUAGCCUUCAUCCCAGCAGGAGUUACUAUCGAUGUACACACAGUAAUUGUCGUGUGAAGAAAAGGGUAGAGAGAUUAUCAGAAGACUGUAGAAUGGUAAUCACAACGUAUGAAGGUCGACACAAUCACACUCCCUGUGACGACUCAAAUUCAUCAGAACAUGAAGGUUUUACUUCGUAUUAAUACAUAAUUAAGCUGGACUUUUUGUUGUUGCAACAUACUCGAUGCUCUCAGUGCUUGAUCACCCAUGAGGUAUUCCUUGUACAAUGUAGACGUCGUCCUACAAUUAUUAUGCAGCAUCAGUCUUCAUCUUCUUGGUUAUGAAGAUUGAGUUUAUUUAUUUAUGUCCUAGGUGCGUAGUUUUAAAAAGGUUUUUAUCGACUUGCAGGAAAAUUAUCAUAUAUAUGAUACGGCUAUAUAUUAAUGUAAUGUACAUAAAGCAAAUAGAAUGCAAAUUUCUUCUGAA
Messenger RNA from Erigeron canadensis, 994 nucleotides. Its product is annotated as probable WRKY transcription factor 12. Bases 1 to 711 code for a protein of 236 amino acids. Gene Ontology annotation, molecular function: sequence-specific DNA binding; DNA-binding transcription factor activity. The transcript has 4 exons. Gene Ontology annotation, biological process: regulation of DNA-templated transcription. The record is from RefSeq and is a predicted model, not a curated record. Lineage: Eukaryota; Viridiplantae; Streptophyta; Magnoliopsida; Asterales; Asteraceae.